This is a messenger RNA of Triticum turgidum subsp. durum (durum wheat), 486 nucleotides long. The record is from the annotation of a GenBank genome assembly. Lineage: Eukaryota; Viridiplantae; Streptophyta; Magnoliopsida; Poales; Poaceae.
AUGAGAUGGAUACCUCACGACUCGAUGAAGGCAAAGGAGGUAGCUGACACCCUUCGUUCAUGCGGCAAACUGGUUGACAAGGAGGAGCCUCACAUGUGCUUCUCAUCUCGGGAAGCAAUGUCAAGGUUCGCCACCAGAGAAUUAGGCGUCAGCGGUGCACGAGCAGCCAUUACAAGGAUUCAUGGAAAUGAGACCCCCAACUCCAUGUACAUUGUGGAACAGGUCACCCAACUCAACAAUAACGUGGUGCCAUGCCAUCCUAUGGAUUUUCCAUAUGAGGUCUUUUAUUGCCAUCGGCCGAAAGAGGUGCAGUCUUUGAGGGUGCAACUCAAGGGUUUGAAAGAUGGCAUGCCGCGUGUGACGGCAAUAGCCAUGUGUCACAUGAACACAUCUAAUUGGGACACCCAGUACUUUGAGCUAUUAGAUGGAAAGUGUGGUGAACUUAUUUGCCACUACAUGCCUACCAAUUACAUCAUGUUCUAUUAG